AUGCAGAGAGCAAUCGGCUUCCCUGCACUGUGCCUGCUUGUUAAUCUCCACGCUGCAGGAUGCUUUUCAGGAGAUAGUGACCACCUCUUGGCAAUUCAUCAGAGGAAGACUGGGAAGCCUGUAUUUAUCUACCACCACGUGCAAACUAUUGAGAAGAGCUUGGACACAAGCCAUGAAAAAACAUAUAAACAACCCAGCUUCCAUUCCUCUUCUCAUAUGCAAACAAGCAAACGACACCCUGGCAUAAUUGUUAAGUCCACAUUUCCUAGACCUGCUUAUGACCCAUCUCUCAACUUGUUAGCAAUGACUGGUCAAGAUCUGGAAGUGGAAAACCUUCCAAUCCCUGAAGCAAAAGUUAUUAUUGUGACGCUGCAAAUGGACGUAAACAAGCUUAACAUAACUUUGCUUCGGAUAUUCCGUCAAGGAGUGGCAGCAGCUUUAGGACUACUGCCACAACAAGUUCACAUCAAUCGCCUAAUUGGGAAGAAGAACAGCAUUGAGUUGUUUGUGUCUCCAGUAAACAGGAAAACCGGAAUUUCAGAUGCGUUGCCGUCCGAAGAAGUGCUGCAUUCUCUCAAUCUCAAUGUUUUACAUCAGAGUCUAUCUCAAUUUGGAAUUAUAGAAGUCUCCCCUGAGACCAACGUCUUACAAGGGCAACAUGAAGCGGAUAAGAUCUGGAGCAAAGAAGGAUUUUAUGCUGUUGUCAUUUUCCUCAGUAUCUUUAUAAUGAUCGUCACAUGUCUGAUGGUUCUUUACAGAUUAAAAGAAAAGAUUCAGCUUUCUCUGAGACAAGACAAGGAGAAAAACCAAGAGAUCCACCUAUCCCCCAUCCCAUUACAGGCCACCCAAUCUGACGCAAAGACGGUCAACAGCAUGGUCCAGCCUGAGCACACCCCUAAAGUGGUGAACGUCAUAGUGGAUCCCCAAGGCCGAUGCACUCCUGAAAUCAAGCCUGCUAUUUCUGCCAGUCCAUCGCCUUUCAAAAUGAAGCCCAUAGGACUUCAGGAGAGGCGAGGAUCCAAUGUGUCUCUUACUUUAGACAUGAGUGGUUUGGGGACCAUCGAGCCUUUUGUGGCUGUGCCGACCCCACGAGAGAAAGUAGCAAUGGAGUACCUGCAGUCAGCCAGCCGGGUUCUCACGAGGUCACAGCUGAGGGACACCAUGACAAGUUCCCAUUUACUCCAGACUGAAUUCAUGGAAAUACCAAUGAACUUUGUGGAUCCCAAAGAAAUUGACAUUCCACGUCAUGGAACUAAAAACCGCUACAAAACCAUUCUGCCAAAUCCUCUCAGCAGAGUGUGUUUAAAGCCAAAAAAUCCAGCUGAUUCUUUGAGUACCUACAUUAAUGCUAACUACAUUAGGGGUUACAGUGGCGAGGAGAAAGCUUUCAUCGCCACACAGGGGCCCAUGAUUAACACCGUGAAUGAUUUCUGGCAUAUGGUUUGGCAAGAGGACAGUCCCGUCAUUGUUAUGAUCACAAAGCUAAAAGAAAAAAAUGAGAAAUGUGUACUGUACUGGCCAGAAAAGAGAGGGAUAUAUGGAAAAGUUGAAGUCUUAGUUCUUGGUGUGAAAGAAUGUGAUAACUACACUGUCCGAAACCUUACCCUAAAGCAAGGAAGUCACACCCAACAUGUGAAGCAUUACUGGUAUACAUCUUGGCCGGAUCAUAAAACCCCCGACAGUGCUCAGCCCCUCCUCCAACUCAUGCUGGAUGUAGAAGAGGAUAGAAUUGCCUCUUCGGGCAGAGGACCUAUAAUUGUACACUGCAGUGCUGGGAUAGGCAGAACUGGGUGUUUUAUUGCCACGUCCAUUGGCUGUCGACAAUUGAAAGAGGAAGGAGUGGUCGAUGCACUCAGUAUCGUCUGUCAGCUUCGUGUAGACAGGGGCGGGAUGGUUCAGACAAGUGAACAAUAUGAAUUUGUUCAUCAUGCACUGAGUCUCUAUGAAAGCAGGCUGUCUGCAGAAGCUGUCCAGUGA
Molecule: messenger RNA, 1977 nt
Organism: Vombatus ursinus (common wombat)
Lineage: Eukaryota; Metazoa; Chordata; Mammalia; Diprotodontia; Vombatidae
Gene: PTPRR
Product: protein tyrosine phosphatase, receptor type R
Exons: 14
Coding region: 1-1977 (658 amino acids)
Biological process (GO): protein dephosphorylation
Molecular function (GO): protein tyrosine phosphatase activity
Source: RefSeq, a predicted model, not a curated record